AUCCCGAUUGUAACUCUAAUCCCCCUGGCUGAGGCACUGUUAGGUAGAGGGAGGGUAUGCCGGGAGGAUGUGGGGUAUUCAGAAAAUGUAUCACGAGGGAGUGUACGGGAUAAGUACUACAAGAGCCUCUUACAACUAUGCACACUGUUUGUUGUAUUGCGGAAUCACUUAAAGCACGUCAGCUUGCUGCUUGGUUUUCCUACAUUGAGGGUGCUCUGGGAUUCUGUCUGGGUUGAGCGCUUUCGUAGGGAUUUUCUCACGUCUACUCAUUCCUGAACGGCUUUCAGUGGUUGAAGACAGCGAUGUUUUCGUAUUUGCUUAUUAGUUAGUAGAAAGCCAUGCUAUUCAGCGCUGUCUGUCCUAAUCAUUGUUCAUUCACGCAUCAGACCUUGACUUAAAUUAUGUUUACUGUAAAAUCUGGGAUAUGUCAGGUGGGAGCAGGAUUAAAGCUUCGUUCAGAAAUGGCACGAACCCAGUUCGUCCGGUCUAGAUGGGCUCUGGCCGUACUGGCAUUGACGGUAUGCUUUCAGAUGUCUGCGGCCAUGAACUGCAGCGACGCUGCCACAUUAUGUAGCUCGGAUGUAUCGAGCUAUUCACCCCAGCACUUCAUAUUUGUGCAUGGAAUGGGGGGCGGGGCCUGGUUCUGGUAUGAAAUUCAGACUCUUAUGGAGCACUUCAAUCAGAGUGCAACAGCAGUGGAUCUGACGUCUCACGGUAUUAACAAAGCCAUUGCUGAUAACGUCAUCACGGUUGCCGAAUACACUCAGCCAUUGAUUGACGCAAUAAACAAUGUUUCUGGUAAAGUUAUUCUAGUUGGUCACAGUCUUGGUGGAGGGUCAAUUGCCUAUGCCUCGGAGUUGUGCCCGAAUAAAGUUGCUAAAGCCAUCUACCUUUCAUCAUGCAUGCCCACAUACAAUCAAAGCAUGUUCAGUGCAUUCCCCGCUAAUACCUUCCCCAACCUCCUAAACGCGGGUUAUGUUACGUUUAAUUACCGAAAUGGUCCCUCCAAUCCCUCAUCUGCAUCACUAAAUAAGGCCAAGCUGAAUGAGUUCUACAUGAGCGGGACACCGACACGGUACGUGAACUUGGGGAGAGAGGUGAUGACUGAUACGCCAUUCACCCCGGGCACUGAAACUCUCCCCCUGACUCCGGCUAAGUAUGGAACCGUAAGGAGAUUCUACAUCCGAACAGGGAAGGACAAAGGUGUCCCUCCAUCUGAUCAGGAUGAAAUCAUAGCCAACAAUCCACCCGAGAAGCUCUUCUGCAUGCCCAACGGGGACCAUACAGUUUUCUUCUCUGCACCCAUUGAGUUAUUCAAGAAUCUUCUCUGCAUUUCAAGCCUGUAGUUUAGCGAGAGCUAGAUCGCCUUUUUCAUUGGUUGUGGAAGCUGGUUGGAGCAUUCACAGUGUAGAAUAUGAUCAUCCCUUCCGCUGUGGGAGAGUUUGUGCGGAUGUACCUGUCAUCAUGGUUGUCUCUAUUCCUCUGAUCCCUGUAGUUGACCUCCAGCUAAAUCACUCGUAACCCCGCUGGACAUCGGGAGGAUGCAUGGAUUAACUGUGUAGAGAGAUCAUGGAGUUGAGAUUGUAAAUUCGUAGCCAGGUCUGUUCCUUUGACUGAUCGCUCAAUAAAAACGCACAUCAUUUUUUUUGAUCA
Molecule: messenger RNA, 1653 nt
Organism: Physcomitrium patens
Lineage: Eukaryota; Viridiplantae; Streptophyta; Bryopsida; Funariales; Funariaceae
Source: RefSeq, a predicted model, not a curated record